AUGGCGACUGAGGUUCGGGAGGAGCUGGAAAGAGUGUCUGCAGAAACAUUCUGCGACAUCGUCGAGAGCCUUCGAGGCAACGGUAUCACAGAGGAGGAACUCCAGGCGCUUUUGCGAGAAGUUCCCACCGACGGCCAAGGCCUGCUGAGCUGCCGGCAGCUCGUCCGGCAGCUCGUCCUCCGCCUUCAGAGUCGCCACACUCGCGAUCCAGCGCGCGUGGGCACGGGCCCGCUGAGCCGGGCCUUCGGGCGCUGCUUCCCGGGUCGCCCCAGCGAGCCUGGAGAGGUUGACCAGGUUGUUGCCGAUGAGGAGUUCUGCCACAAGUACCUGCCGAUCGCGGGCGAGGGCCAGGUGAGCUUCAGGGACCUCGAGGGCUCCCUGCCGAAUCGCGCGCAUCAGGAGGCAAGCGAGACGCCUGGGGAAAUCUGCUGCCCUGCACUUCCGCGGACCACUGAGGCAAAGGAGUACGACUUAGCUGACAAGAGCAAGCUGGCAGACUUCCUCGAAGAUGCGGACAUCCAGCUGGGCGGCCCGGGCAUACGGAGGAUCUCCAAGGAUGCUCUCCGCAUCAUCGUCAGGAACCUCAAAGGCGACCGUUUCACCGUGGACAUGCUCCAGGCAGAGACUGUUUGUGUGGCCAGUUGCGCUUCUACCCAUGACCCCGGGCGCCAGGGCAUCCUGCAAGAGGUUGAUCCCGAUGGCGAGGGGCUGCUGAGCUGCGAGGAGUUGGCACGCUGCCUCCGCCGUCCGGCUCCGGCUCCAGAGCCGCAAGAGUCCAAGCGCUUCGACCUGGCGCAGAAGCAGGGGCUCGCGGACUUCCUGAAAGAGGCGGACAUCCGCUUGGUGCGAGCCCACUUCAUUUGGAAGCUGCACCGGGAAGGGCAGCGUCUCCCGCGGCGCCAGGAAGCGGAGUCCGCCUACGUCGAAAGCCACACGGCACUUGUCACGCACGAGGAGGUCCAAGCCUGGGCCGAUGGCAAGGCGCCUGAAGGCACACAGAUAGUCUCGCUAUCCCACUGCUGGGAGUCGAGGGAACACUGUGACCCCUACGGAUACCAGGUUGCCAGGCUAGCCAAGGCUCUUACGGGAAAGGAAUGGCUGUUCAUCGAUUAUGUAUCCUUGUAUCAGUUCCAGCGACUCUCCCAGAAGCAGAAUGUCAGCUUCGGGCGUGCGAUGCAGCACAUGCACGUGCUGUACUGCCACGAGAAAUCAAGUACGCUCCGAAUCGAGUCUUUGACACCGGAAGCGGACAUUGCAGCAGCCGAGCGAAAGCAAGAAUGCCUGAUGAUGUAUCACCACCCCACCGGCCUGGUGAAACCAGUGCCGGUCACUGAAUUGGUCAAGAACCGAACGCCGUACAAGCAGCGUGGGUGGUGUGCCGCUGAGAGGGAGUGGUCUAGUACUCGAACGGACACCAACCUUUCGCGUGAAGUAGAUGCCCCGGAAGGCGAGAAGGGGGGAAUCGCCCCGAUGGUGCCAGAGGCAUUUCGACAGAGCGUCGCCAACCAACUUAAAUUCACGCAUGUAGAUGAUGUAGAGACCGUCUGCAGAUUGCAAGCGGAAGUGUACAAAGAGAAGGCAGAGAUGUGCAAGAGCUUACGGCUCGUAGAUUUGGGCGCGGAAGCCCUCGACAUCGCCCUGUCGGGCCUCGAGCGCUACCCGGUGCUGGAGAGCCUGGAGAUCGUCCACUGCGAGCUCCGCCCCAAGCUCCCGCUACUGCUGAAGGUCCUGAAGGAGAACAAGCUCCCACAGCUCCACCUGCAGCACAACGAGCUCUUUGAGGAGGGCACGCUCCAGGUCGUUGAGGCCUUGGCUUUGCAGCUUGCGGCACUGAGCGUUGGCCACGACCGCAUGGGCGUCGCUGGUGUCAAGGCUUUGGCAGAGGCAGUCAAGCAGAAUCACACCCUGAAGCAGCUGAGCCUUGCGGGAGCCAAACUCGCGCUCCUGGCGAGCCAGCUCCAGCUCCAGCUCGAUCUGACGGACAGCGAUUUGGGCAACAGGGUCGACGUGGCAUUGGCCAGGGCCCUCCGGACCGGCCAGGUGAAGGGCACCGUCACCCACCCAGCCAUGGAGUUCCUGUGCAUGUUGGAGGACGAAGAAUUCAAAGAGCUCGAGGAAGCGCCGCAGAAGCUGGAGCUCGAUCUCAGCGACUUCGGCGGAGGGCGCGGAGCCGAGAGGUUCCGGCGGCUCUUCGGACCGCUCUGCCGGGCGCUGCCGUGCCUCCCGGAAGCGCUCCGAGAGCUGGUGCUCGACCUCCGCGGCCACGGCGACGCCUUCGGCGCUGCCGGGGCCCGGGCCCUGGCCGCGGGGGUCCGGCACGAAAAGGAGCUGCAGACGCUGACGUUGUGGCUGGGUGGCAACUCCGUGGGCGACCAGGGCACAGAGGCCUUGGCCUCCGCCCUCCGCGAGCUGACGCAGUUGAAGACGCUCGUGUUGUGGCUGCACGAGAACAAGAUCGGCCCGGGAAUAACCGGGCUUCUGCCGAUGUCCAACACUCCCAAAUCUCUCUACCCGCAGAUUCUACCCGUGAAGUGGCGGGCCCCGCCUCUCCGGCCCGAGGCCCAGUCGGCGCCGCGGCCGUGGCCGAGAGCCUUCGAGCGCUGCGGCAACUCAAAAAGCUCAGCAUUGAUCUUCAGAACAACGCGGUCGGCCCGGGCCUCGUGCGGUGGCUGGGCUGGAGAUGAAGUGGCCUUGGGCCUUGGGGUCAUCCUGCUGGCCUGCAUUUCGCACAAACCACGCCCCAACCUACACUGCCCGAAGUCUGAGGAGCCGGGUUUCUGCCGAUGUCUACACUCGCAGAUUCUUAGCUGGCCCCUGUCUCCCGGCCGAGGCGAUGCCGGCGCCACCUUUGUGGUGGAGAGCCUGUCUGAGCUGCAGCAGCUCACAGACUUCACAGUUUUUCUGCAAGUCAUCCGGCUCUUUGUGGUGGAAAGCAACCGGCUCAGUCCGGGCCUCGGGCGAGAUGAAGCGGCAUCUUCGUCCUUGCCACUCGCAAACCCCACCGGCCCAGGCGAGGAGGUGCGGCAGAAGCUCUGGGCCCGCUUGGAAGCACUGCCGGCGGCCAGGAAGAGGAUCGAGCUUUGA
This is a messenger RNA of Symbiodinium sp. CCMP2592, 3084 nucleotides long. Lineage: Eukaryota; Dinophyceae; Suessiales; Symbiodiniaceae. The record is from the annotation of a GenBank genome assembly.